GAAAUUUUUAUGUUUAAACGUCAAAAGGUUAAAGUCAGGAGGUGACAGAGAUUUGGAGACAUCCAAAAUGAAGAAAUUCCUCAUAGCUUACACGGUUGCAGACUUUCUGUUCAACAGUCAUCUAUAUCACAAAGCUAUUGCUAUGUACAGGGAGACCCAAGUAUUGUUGAGAGGAAGUAAAGACAAACUAGAAAUUGUGUUACAUUACAAACUAGCAUGUUCAUACGUAGGUAUAAACGAGUUACAGGAAUCAUUAGAAAGCUAUCGGCAACUUUUAAAAUUCAACGAAGAAGUUGGGGAUAAAGACUGGGAUGUAAUAGCAUUCAGAGACAUCAGUGACGUGCACCGCUCACUGGGUCAACACGUUCAGUCGAUUUUCUUUUUAAGAAAAUUACUUCAAAUUGUUCAAAAAGCUGAGGAUAAACAAGUAGCAGGAGAGGUUUAUCUAAAAAUGGGUGAUUCUUAUCACAAUUUGGGUAAGCUGGAUAAAUCAAUCGAGUGUCAUAAUUACGCCCUGAAAAUCUGCAGAGAAAUUGGCGACAAACAAAUGGAAGGAGACGUACUAUUUCUUCUUGGUGGCACACACAGAGAUCUUGCUCAUUACUCAGAAGCAAUCAAAUGCCUAGAAGAGUCAUUGGAAAUAUUAAAAAAAUUUGGCAAAUGCAAAGCAGAAGGAGAGUCAUACCGACGUCUCGGAAUGACCUAUCAAGAGAAGGGCGAUUAUGACAAGGCGCUAGAAUGCCAUUUUAAGUCACUAGAGCUGAUGGUAGAACACGGAGAUGAGGUGGAUGUAGGUGUUUCUUACAAUAACAUUGGCACUACCUACAAUGCCAAAUCCAGGAACUAUGAAGCACUGAAUUAUUUCCAAAAGUCACUUGCUAUUAUGGAAAAAUGUGCAAGAACGACAGAAUUAGGAAAAGCUCAUCAUGGCCAUGGCCUUUGUUAUUCAGGGCUCGGUCGCUAUGCGGAAGCCAUGGAACACCAGCUACAAGCAGUGAAAAUCUUGGAAGAAACUGGAACCAUGUUCGAAAUAGGCCGAGCCAGAAGUCUAUUGGGGAACAUGUACAAUGUAAUCGGCCAAAUGAAGGAAGCAAUGCAUAGUUUUCAGAAAGCCAUUAAAUGUAGUCAGACUGCUGGGGACAGGAAAAUAGAGUCAAACGCCUACCGUGGUCUCGGGGACGUAAGUGUUUGUUUAGGAAACCAUUUACAAGGGGAAAAGUACUUCCAAAGAGCCCUUAAAAUCGCAAAGGAAACUGGGGAUAAAAACCAGGAGGCAAAUAGCUACUCAGGCCUUGGUUUCUGCUACAUGUCUUGCGGUCGAUUUAAAGAAUCUUUAGACAACUUUAACUUAGCAAUUCCCAUUAUGGAAGAAAUGGGAAUUGAUAGUGAUUUAGCAGGAACCUUGAUUAAUGCUGGAAGUACAUACAAAGCUCUUGGAAAUCUGAAGAAAGCAAAGAAACUUCGAGAGAAAGCCCUUAAGAUAACAAGAAAAAUUGGAGACAAAGGAAGAGAACAGGAAGCCCUCCACUUGUUAGGAAUCUCUUACAGUGAGGAGGGAGAGAUAAAGAAGGCGAAAGCCUGCUUUUCUAAGAGCAUUGCUUGCGCUGAAAAGAAUCGCGAACUACUUCAGGACGAACAUAAACUUUCACUGGAUAACCUAACUUUUCUCAGCUAUGAGAGCUUAUGUUCGCUUCAUAUAAGUCAAGGGAAUUUUUGUCAGGCACUGUGUGUCGCAGAGCGAGGACGCGCACGAGCUCUUGGCGACUUACUGUCUAAGAAAUAUGGUAUCCAAAGGAAGAAUUCACACGAAUUUUAUUCAAAUAGUGUUAGGGAACUUUCUAUCGGGAACCAAAGUACUAUCCUCUUCAUUGCCAAGCCUUUUGGUGGAAGAGAACUAUAUUCGUGGGUUUUGGAAGAUGCAGAAAUUCAAUUUAAGUCUUUGCAAUUCAAAAUGGCAGAGAACCCUAUCGAUUUGCUUACGAAUUUGCAAAGAGGACAAUCUCUGCCUGAAUGUGAAGAUCGCUCACUGUCGGCAUACUAUGGAUUAAAACCAUCGUCUGAGAAAAUAAAAGACAAACGCGGGCAGCGUCUCAUGGAAGAAGAAGAGGAAGAAGGGGAAGAAAAGGAGGAUUCUGGCUUCCACCGGUGGUAUAAGAAUAUUUUCACCCCUGUUGCUGAUCUUCUUCAUCGUCAAGAGAUCAUCAUUAUCCCGGAAGGCGAUUUAUUUAUGGUGCCAUUUUGUGCGUUAUGUGAUAACAACGACAAAUUCCUGUCAGAGACCUUCCGAAUCCGCCUGAUUCCAUCCCUAACAGCACUAAGGAUGAUCCAGGACAGUCCUGAAGACUAUCACAGUGCAACUGGGGCGUUGAUUGUUGGUAAUCCUUCUGUUCCCCCACAAGCAAAGUUACCAUCAUUGCCUGGAGCAAGAAGAGAAGCACUGGAAAUUGCAGAAUUGUUGGGUGUGUCGGCUACUGUAGGAGAUGAAGCCACAAAGAAACAGGUCCUCCGACAGAUUCGGAAUGUUAGUUUGAUCCACAUUGCUGCCCACGGUGAUGCAGAAAGAGGAGAAAUUGCCCUUGCCUCAAAUUGCCCCUCGAGACGAACUCUAAGGGAGGAAGACUUCAUGCUUACCAUGGAAGAUGUAGCAAAAGUUGGUACCCGAGCUAAGCUGGUUGUACUCAGCUGUUGUCACAGUGGCAAGGGACAGAUCAUGAAAUCAGAGGGAGUUGUGGGUAUCUCUCGCGCAUUUUUGGCAGCGGGAGCUCGCUCAGUGCUGGUUACCUUGUGGGCCGUGGAUGACCGAGCAACGAAAGAGUUCAUGAUUCGUUUCUACGGACACCUGAAAUGUGAUAAACUGAGUGCUAGUGAAGCUCUUCACCAGACCAUAAAGUGGAUGAGAGAUUCCAAGAGGUACAGAGUCAAGGACUGGGCACCAUUUGUUUUGAUCGGAGAUGAUGUCACUCUGGACUUAUGAAAGAUAUAAUACCUUUGAGUUGCGCAAUAAUCGUUGAUCGGGUGCACAAGUUCUUCUAUCUUAAUGAUCACGUACAUGGAUCUUAUCAGCUCUUUAUUUGAAAUUGUCUGAUUGGCGAGCACGCCACUCUAGAUUUAUGAGAGAUGUUACAAUGUUGAAGUGAGCAACAAAAUAGUCAUUAUCA
Messenger RNA from Pocillopora verrucosa, 3158 nucleotides. RefSeq names its product tetratricopeptide repeat protein 28-like. Gene Ontology annotation, molecular function: protein binding. NCBI's taxonomy places the organism in Eukaryota, Metazoa, Cnidaria, Anthozoa, Scleractinia, Pocilloporidae. The record is from RefSeq and is a predicted model, not a curated record.